AUGGCUUCUAAAUUGAUGGAUCUGGUCUAUUGGAAAAGGGUUCGUAAGACAGGGAUAGUGUUUACGGGGCUGGUGGUGGCCCUCGCAAGUAUGUUUCAGCUGAGUGCCAUCACGGUCCUGUCCCAUGUGUGUCUGGGCGUCCUGUGUGUGACCUUCACAUUACGCCUCUACUACAAACUGCUGGAGCUGAUGCGCUGGAACCCAGGACUGCACCCUUUCCAGUCGUACCUGGACUAUGACAACACUCUGACAGAUAAAGAGACUGUGGCGCUGGUGGAGGAAGCGGUUCUGUUGGUCGCUUUUGCGGUGACUGAAAUCAAACGACUGCUCUUCAUCGAGAGCGUAGUCGACUCCAUCAAGUUUGCAGUGCUCCUGUACUUGUUGACACACGUUGGUGUGAUGACCACUGGACUCACUCUCGUCAUCACCGUUGUAAUUGCCAUGUUCUCUUUCCCUAUAUUGUAUAAAAAGCAGCAGGUACGGAUAAGGAGAAUCAUGAGAGCAGUAAGAGCGUUGAUAAAGAAAAUCAAGAACCUCUUCUCCAGCCUGUACGAGUCAGUGAGACCAUCGUCAUCCUCAGAACCAGCACCAGCAGCACCAGCAGCACCAGCAGCCGCUGCAGUCGCUGCACCUGCCGCCAAACAGAAAGCCAAGUCCAAAUAA
This is a messenger RNA of Knipowitschia caucasica, 663 nucleotides long. NCBI's taxonomy places the organism in Eukaryota, Metazoa, Chordata, Actinopteri, Gobiiformes, Gobiidae. The record is from the annotation of a GenBank genome assembly.